Messenger RNA from Plasmodium adleri (nom. inval.), 4338 nucleotides. RefSeq names its product conserved Plasmodium protein, unknown function. Lineage: Eukaryota; Apicomplexa; Aconoidasida; Haemosporida; Plasmodiidae. The record is from RefSeq and is a predicted model, not a curated record. The transcript has 5 exons. The coding region runs from base 1 to 4338 and encodes 1445 amino acids.
AUGAGGACCCCUAAAGAAAACAGAAUUGUUUGUAGGAGAUUACAUAGGGCUAAUAUGUUAUAUGCUACUAUGAGUGAUAAUUAUAAAUACAUAUGUAUUAUUACUUUAUGUGAUAAUAAUUAUAAUAUAGAAUUAUUUAGUACUCAUAAUAGUAUGCAUAAGUUAUUUAGAAAAUGUAUUAAUGAUGAGUUGAAUAAAGUUUAUAUUAGUAAUAAUAACUCUUAUAUUUGUGUAACCAGUAAGACUGGUAGUAUGUAUAUUCUUAAUAUAAAAGGAAAGAUAAUACAUAAGAAAGAAUCUCUUCAUGCUUUAUAUGUAUGUAAAAGGAAUGGCAAGUCAUCUCACCAAAAAACAUUUCAAAAUGGUAUAAAAAGAAAAAGAAGUCAAGAGGGGGAAGACCACGAUGAAGGACACCAUGAAUAUUCUCAUCUGUCAAAAAUUAAGAAAGAGAAAUAUAACUACGAAUUAUUAAAUAAAAUAAACGAAAUUAAAAAUGAUAAUACACCUAUUGUAAACACUUCUGAUCAUAUUAUUAACAUUUAUAAUAAUCAAGAAUUAAUUGAAGGGAAAGAAGCAAAAAAAAUAAAUAAAAUAAAUAGUAAUAGUAAUAUGGGUACAUAUAAAAAUCAUUCAAAAAACAAAGAACACGAAUAUACCAUACAUAAUCUUUAUUCAAUAAAAAAUGAAAAAAAAACAAAAGAGUCGAAUUCAGAAUGGAAUGACAAAAAAAUAAUGAACUCUAAUUCUUUGCUGUGUUCUGAAUUUUCAUCUGUUAAAAAUUUUUUAUAUGACAAUAGUAUUAUGUCUAUAAGUAGAACUGAAAAUGAUAUUAUAUCUAAUAAUGAUAUAUCUAAUAAUGAUAUGUCUAAUAAUGAUAUAUCUAAUAAUGAUAUGUCUAAUAAUGAUAUAUCUAAUAAUGAUAUAUCUAAUAAUGAUAUAUCUAAUAAUGAUAUGUCUAAUAAUGAUAUAUCUAAUAAUGAUAUAUCUAAUAAUAAUAUAUCUAAUAAUAAUAUGUCUAAUAAUAAUAUGUCUAAUAAUAAUAUAACUAAUAAUAUUAUAUGUAAUAAUAAUAUAAUCAAAAAAGAUAUACAACAGAAUGAAUAUGAAAAACAAGGACUAGAAAUAUUAGAUAUCCACUGGAUAAAUAUAGAAAAAGAAAAUAAAUAUGAAUUUAUUGAAAAAGCGGAUUAUAUGCAUAAUUAUAAUUUUCAUAAUACUAUACAUAUGAUAUAUAGUUUGGAUGUAGGUUUUUAUAUAUUAUGUUCUAUUAAUUUAAAAAUUAUUAUAUAUAAAUAUAAUAUAUUAGAAAAUAUUUAUAAAAAUAUUAAUGUAUAUAAUAAUAUAAGAAAUAAUAUUUCCAGAUAUUUUCAACAAGAAUUAUUAUACAAACGUUCAAAAGAAACAAAUGAAAAAUAUUUAAAAUUUUUAAAAAUAUCUAAGAAGAAAUUAUUUUAUAUUGAUACAAAUUAUAAUAGGAAUAUGUCUUAUAAUAGAUAUAUUAAAACAAACCAAAAAUCAAAAAAAAAAAAAAACAUACAUGUUAAUAAUAAUAUAACAUCGGUCACCUCCAAUAAUAAUAAUAAUAAUAAAAAAUAUAUGGCACCUUUAUUUAAUAAUCAUGAUAUAAGAAAAUAUUUCUCCUUAUCAUUUAAUAAUCAUCAUGAUAAAAAUAAUUCAUCUUCAAAUAAUCAUAAGGAUAACAAAAAAAAAUUGUCAUCAUAUAGAAAUAAGAACAUUUUGAAUGUAAAAAAUAAUAUAGUCCAACAAAUUUUUAACGAUUCUUUUUUUGAUAUAAAGCAGUCUUAUAUAUCUCAUGACCAACAUUAUAUAUUAAUAAAUUAUUAUUUAAAUAUAAAAAGAAAGUAUGUAAAAUUAUCAAACUUAAGUAUCUACAAUGUUAAGAAUAUCUCCCAGCAGUCAAUACAAACACAAUCAAAUAAAAAUAAUAAUAAAAAUAAAAAUAAAAAUGAUAAUCAUAAUAAUAAUCAUAAUAAUAAUCAUAAUAAUAAUCAUGAUAAUUACAAAAUAUUUGUGGAUAUUCAAAAAAUAUGCAAAAAUAGAGAGAAAAAAAAAUUCCAUCAUGAAUAUAUCAUUCCAUCACAUAAAUAUAAAUCAUGCCUAAUAGGCAUACAAAAAAUUCAUACCCUAAAUAAUAAAGAAUGUAAAUAUCUUGAAAUGCUUGUUUUAUAUAUUCUCUAUUGUUAUGAAAUUCUUCGCACUAUCUUUCAUAUAUAUGAACGUAUGUCUAAUUUAUAUUCUUCAUUUGAUGGUUAUAAAAAAUUAUAUGAAAUAUAUAAAAAUAUUUUAUUACUACCAGAUGCUAUAAAAAAAUAUUAUUACAAAGAUAAAUGUAUUAUCCAUUUUUCAAAGUAUAUAAAAAAUAGGAAAGAAAAUUUCGAUGAAAAUUUAUAUAACCUAUUUUUUAAAGAAAAUGAAAAGAAAGAUUUUGAUAACUAUUACAAAAUUAUUAAUAAAAUGGUAAAAGAAAAAACCAUCUGCUGUUCAUGUGCUAAGCAUAAUUAUUUUAAUCAACAAAAAUGUAAAAAAACAGAACAAUAUAUAAAGAACUAUCAAGAUGGUGAAAAAAAUGUAAUUCAUGGUCCAAACAAACAAGAAGACAAUCAUAUAAAUGAUAAUAAUAAUACAAAUAUUGUGUGUGAUUCAAAUGACUGUGGAAAUAUAGAAACAACAUUUAAGCAAAAAAAUAAAAAUCAUAAACAAAAAGAAAAACAAAUGAAUAAUAUCUUAUGUGGACAAGUUAAUAAACAUUUUAGAGACACAAAUGGAAGAAUAGCAACACACAAGAGUGAUAAUAAUAAUAAUAAUAGUGAACAUCCUAAGGAUGAGAAACCUUAUAAUUAUCAUAUGAAUAAACAUAGUUACUACAAUUGUAAUAAUAAUAAUUUUGAAGAUGGUGAUAUUCAUUAUAGUAGUGAUAAUUGCUCGAGUGUAGAUAUGACAGACGAACAUAAUAUACUGAUUCCAGAGUGGAAAAUUUUAAAGAAAUUUUUAAAAAGUAGAAAAUUUUAUAUAACAAAUGGAGAUACUAUAUGUCAAAGUUGUAAAGAAAUUUUAAAAAAAGAUGUAUUAGAACAUUUUGAAAAAUUUGAAUUAAAUUAUGAUAUACCAAAAAAAAAUAUAAAUUUAAAUGAAGAAGAUAUAUAUAAUUUAUUAAUAAAAGAUAUAUAUAUGAUGUAUAAAGAAAAAAAAUGUCCUAUAAAUAUAUUAUUAUUAUUACAAGAAAUAUCAGAUAAAGAUUUAGAAAUUUAUAUGAAUAAUUUUCAACCAGUAGUUUGUUUUUUUGAAAAAAUAUUUCUUCAAAAUAUAAAUGAACAUAUAAAUAAUUUAUAUAAAAUUAUUAAUAUAUGUAAAGAAUUAUUCGAAAAUAUUAAUUUCAUAUUAAAAACUAAUAUUUCUAAUGAACAUAUAAAUAAAUUAUAUGAUAAUAUUUUAUUCUGUUUAAAUACAUUCAAAUCAUUUUAUGAAUUACAAAAACAUUUAAAUAUAUUCUUAUUAUUAAUAGAAUUAUUAUUAUUUAUAUCCAAAAAUAUAUAUUUUGAAAAUUUCCCACAUUAUAAAGAAACAUUUUCAAAUUAUAAAAAUAUUGAAAUUCUAAAAAAUUAUAAUAUAGCUACUCAUCACAAUAUCAAUUUUCAUUUCUUUGAUCAGCAUUUACAUUCUAAUCAUAUCAAGACACAUCCAUUAUAUAUUAGAUUCAAUAAAAUUAAAUAUAAUUUAAUUAGUAUACUUAAAUCAUUUUCUCAAAAUAAAAAUUUACAUCAUUUAUUUAAUUUUGCUAUAUUUAACGUACCACAAAAUACAUUUAAUUAUUUUACACUCCCAAAAAUAUAUAAUAAAAAAAUAUAUAAUAUAAAUAAUCCUAUUCCUUAUUUUAAUGAUUCUAUAUAUAAAGAAUAUGUCCACAUAAACUCUUUCUACCUAUGUAAGUGUGAUAAAUAUUCCUUUAUAAAUAUCACAAAAUAUUAUCAGUCAAACCAAACAUUUAAAUUGAUAAACACAAAAUAUCUUAAAAUUAAUUUGUAUCCUCUAGAUGUUCUAAAUAUAGUGGCCUUGUCAAAAAACGUCUUUUAUAUAUUUACCAGGAUUGAUCAGAAAUUAAAUAUAACAUCAUUGAAAGUGAAAUAUAAUUCAUCUAAGAAAAAUAUUUUAAAAUCUAAAAAGGAAUGCAUCACAUCGAGUAAUAUAUGUAUUUUAAAAUGUUCCAACUUGGAGUCUUAUUUUCCAAAUUCAAAUAAUAUCAAUCUAAAAAUUCAAACCUUAUGUAAUUCUAUCAUUGCAAACUUCGAACCAGACAUGUGCUUUAUAUUACAAGCGUGA